AAGAUGAAGAAAGGAACGUCAUCCUUUGGAAAGUGUCACAAUAAGAUGCACAGGCUGUGCCGCCGCUGUGGCUCCAACGCCUACCACCUCCAGAAGUCGACUUGUGGCAAAUGCGGCUACCCUGCCAAGCGCAAGAGAAAGUAUAACUGGAGAGCCAAGGCUAAGAGACGAAACACCACCAGGACUGGUCGGAUGAGACACCUAAGGAUUGUCCAUCGCAGAUUCAGACUUGGAUGUUGUGAAGGAACAACACCCAAACCCAAGAGGGCAGCUGCUGCAGCAUCCAGUUCAUCGUGA
Arvicanthis niloticus (Nile rat) is the source of this 297-nucleotide messenger RNA. Its product is annotated as large ribosomal subunit protein eL37-like. Gene Ontology annotation, molecular function: structural constituent of ribosome; RNA binding. The record is from RefSeq and is a predicted model, not a curated record. NCBI's taxonomy places the organism in Eukaryota, Metazoa, Chordata, Mammalia, Rodentia, Muridae. Gene Ontology annotation, cellular component: ribosome; cytosolic large ribosomal subunit. Gene Ontology annotation, biological process: translation.